Fulmarus glacialis (Northern fulmar) is the source of this 679-nucleotide messenger RNA. RefSeq names its product peroxisomal biogenesis factor 26 (gene PEX26). Gene Ontology annotation, biological process: protein import into peroxisome membrane; protein import into peroxisome matrix. The transcript is spliced from 5 exons. The record is from RefSeq and is a predicted model, not a curated record. Gene Ontology annotation, cellular component: peroxisome; peroxisomal membrane. The annotation marks the transcript as partial. Lineage: Eukaryota; Metazoa; Chordata; Aves; Procellariiformes; Procellariidae. Gene Ontology annotation, molecular function: protein-containing complex binding; ATPase binding.
GUGUCUCUUCAUUACCAGUUCUGCAGAAGUGAAAUGCUCCCUUUGUGUUGUGGGGAUUCAGGCGCUGGCUGAGAUGAACCGGUGGAGAGAAGUUCUGUCUUGGGUCCUACAGUAUUACCAUGUCCCCGAGCACCUGCCUCCAAAAGUUCUGGAGCUGUGUAUCCUGUUAUACAGCAAAGUGAGAGAGCCCCAGGUGAUGCUGGAGGUUGGCAGUAGCUGGCUGAGAGAUCAAACCAAUAAGAGCCUCCCCGAGUAUGGUUCAUUGCUGGAGCUCUAUCUGUUGCAUGUGUUGCUUCCACUUGGCCGGUUUGAGGGGGCAGAAGAGCUUGUACGCGACUGUGAUGUUUUUGACAGUGAGCAGCAGCUAGCAUUUCUUGGGACCAUUUGUCAAAGCCGAUGUCAGUGGACUCAACAGGAAGAGAUGCACUCGGCUGCUGAAGAGCAGCAAGACGCCGCAACAGAAACUGUUUUGGGUGCUCUGUCCCGAAAGCUCUUGACCAUGUUGACAUUGCUACGUAGAGCACUGAGGUCCAUGUCAAGCCACUUCUAUUUACUUCCUUACAAAAAGAUGCUCUUGGCUACUUUUCUGCUCUACCUGGUGGUGGUGAGAUUAGACCCAGCUUCUCCCACAUCACUGCCAUUCAUUUACAAACUGGUCCAAAGUGUUGCCUUGUCUUGA